Messenger RNA from Arachis stenosperma, 3975 nucleotides. RefSeq lists its product as uncharacterized. The transcript has 2 exons. The record is from RefSeq and is a predicted model, not a curated record. Bases 3283 to 3888 code for a protein of 201 amino acids. NCBI's taxonomy places the organism in Eukaryota, Viridiplantae, Streptophyta, Magnoliopsida, Fabales, Fabaceae.
AAAAAUUGCUUAUAAGUCCCAGGUCAAAAGUCUCUUAUUUUGCAAAUUGUGGACCUUCUCUUGAUUAAUGGUGGAUAAGAUUGUUCACACACCCUAUUUAUUUAUCGACACUCCUCCAUGAAGGUUUUUUACUUUCAUUUCCUUACUCUCAAGUAAUAUUCAGACUAUUGAGUCAAUUGCUUCCUUUUUUAAUAUAUAAAUUCUUUAGAGGUUAACUAAUUCUAAUGACCUUGGACCCUGGUGGUGUAUAACUAAAGGAACUAUCACUCAAAUCUUCAAAAAGUUCAAAACUAAAGAACAAUAAUUUCGGAUAGCCUCAAAUCAAGAGCAGUCGGGACUUUGCAAAAUAAGAGACUUUUGACUGAUGGCCUGUAAGCAAUUUUUUUAGAACCUUAUCAAUGAGGUUCCCCAACCCAAUCUUAUUGAAUACUUUACCCACUUUCGUUUAUGAUAUAAUGAGAUAUCUCUUGAAGUCUUUGGGGUAGACAUAUUUUGGAUUUGUUUUGAAAUGAAAUUCCUCUUACCAACUUAUCCUUCUAUUGUAAUGUGCAUCUUAUCUACACACUUUGCUUACCGUGUGAAUGAAGUGUUUGAAUUGUGGAGCAACCAUUUUCGGGAGUGCUUUCCUUAAUUAUAUUACCUAAAGCUCAAUGUAUCAUAUUUUAGUUUUGUAAUUUCAGUCCUCCAAAAUCUGAAUAAUGUUGGCUCAACAUUUUCUUAGUAAGUCAUUCUUACAAAAUUUCCAAAAUUAGUUCUGUACCAUUUAUAUUUAAAAUUAUUUUUAGGUUUUUUAAUAAUUUUAUUUAAUAUUUAAUUAAACCGGCUGAACUCCGGUCGAACCAAUGAACUAUUGAACCAGUAACCUCACCGGUUUAUUGACCGGUCCGGUUCUCGCAACCUUGGUCACAGCCAUGAAAAGAAGACCCCCUGAAUGUGUGCAUGCAUGGCGUUUCACACGCCAGGGAGAGUGGGCAUGUAGAAUGGAAACGCCUUCGAUAUGGCGUAUGCGCAACACCUGAAAAAAUGUGGAUUCAUGCGUACGCAUGCUGCAUGCUGCAUGCAUACGCGCAAAAGUUGGAAAAAUGAGGGAUCAUGCGUACGCAUACUGCAUGCGUAUGCGCGAUUGAAGAAUUUUGACAUGGUCGUGCAUACGCAUACCUCAUGCGUACGCACGACCUAGUGAAGAGUAGGCGUUCCAAACACCAGGAAGAACAGGCGUUGAAGGCUUACACGCCUUUGACACUUAAAUGAAGGCUUGUAUUUGGCAAUAUAUAUGGAUGUUUAAUGCCACACUUUGGGUGUGUAACACGCCAUAUUUCACCUCAUAGGACCUUGUUGAUUGAGUGGUGUUCCACACGCCACAGCCCAACGUUACACGCUGGGCUAAUUUUGUUAAGUUAUUAACACUCCUUGGAAUGCAACACGAAGCCUGCUUCCCAACUACUGUUGUCAGCUUGUCUAUCAGCUCACCUGCUUCACGAAUACAGGGCUCCCAUGCACGCGUUGUAACUGCAUCCCAUCCACGUCAGAUCCAUACCUCUAGAUGUCUAACUCUAUCUAUACCAAAGUUCUAAAAAUCGGUUUGAAUCGAACCGCAAACCGAUAAAAAAGGUUUGGACAUAUGCCAAAACUGAAAAUUUAAGAAAUUGCCAUUAAACCGUCAAACCGGACGGAAAUCAAUCGGUCGAACCGAACCACGACUCGACCGGUUUUCUGAUUUCUCAAAACGCCGCCGUUUGGAUUGAGGAACUUACUAAGCAUUACCUAACGUCCCAACCCUAACUCUCCAAAACGGCAAACACGCGCAGCACUCCCAUCAGGCCAUCACCCUUCCUCUCAUCGUCAUUGAGCUCCUCCCUCACUUCCGUCGAGCCACCGGCAAGCUACCGCCGCCGUCGCAACUUGGAGCUUCGUAGCCACCGUCGCAACUUCGUUUCCCUCCAUCGUGCAGCCACGCUUGAGCUUCGAACCACCGUCGCCGGCCUGGCCUCCUGCCUCCGUCGCGCAACCACUUUCCCGCCGACGCCAGCUCUGUUCCACCGCGUCAGCCCUUCGGUCGUUCCCUGUCCCCUUCUUGCUGCUGAUCUGCUCUGCUCUGCUCUAGCAUCUAGUUCUAGGUAUUUUUUUUUAAACUAUAAUUGUUGAAUAAUUGUUGUUACUUGUUAGUUAAUCUGUGAACCUUUCAGGGUUAGUGGCAUUGCUUACAGAGUUUCUCUUUCCUUUUAUGCUCUGUUCUGACUUCUGAAUGUCUGAUUUGAGUGAUUUCUGAAAUCAUUGAUUUUAUGUUGUUAUGCUGCUGCUAUUUUUUUAAUUUUUUUUGCUGAUUGUUCUUGAUCUCUGAAUGUGAAAUCAUUGAUUUUAUGUUGUUAUGCUGCUGCUGUUUUUUUAAUUUUUGUUGCUGAUUGUUCUUGAUUUCUGAAUGUGAAAUCAUUGAUUUUGUGUUGUUAUGCUGCUGCUGCUGUUUUUUUAGAGUGAUUAUUUGUUGCUGUUUUUUAAUUUCUGUUGCUGAUUGUUCUUGAUUUCUGGCUCUGUUGUGCACUUAUGCUGUUGGUGUUUUUGAUUGGGUUUAUGAGAGCUGCUGUUUGUGGUUCUGCUGUGCUGCUGCUGCUUUGUGUUUUUGUUAAAUUUGUAGGUGAUUAUUUGAUUAUUCAGCUCAGGGUUGUGUGUUUUGUCAAUUAGUCUGACUUUAAUAUUAAUUAAGUGCUUUGUAGCUGUAUUUCUUUUUUAAAAUUUCUUUUCCAAUUUUGUAUUAUAGUGGAAAUUGGAAUGGAUUCUACAUUCUAGUACUCCACUCGUUAAUUGUUUCUGUAAAAAAUAAUUCAUACUAUCAAAUUUACUUAGUAAACUGUGCAAUGAACACAUUUUUAAGGUAAGAAAAAUAAAUUGAAGGCUGGGGGCGUGGGGUUAAUGAGGCAUAAAGGUCCUUUAAUUCAAUUUUGAAAAGAGUAAUACCCCAAAUAGGUCCCCAAGGAUUUGUUCGCACGACAGAUUUGUCCCCCAGAAAAAUUAACUAAGUCCCCAGUCCUCAAAAUUAUUAAAUAUGUGACAUAUACGUCCCUGCUCCAGGUUUAGCCGGUUAACUGAACACUCUCUCUCCUACGUGGAGGUGAUGAGUGUGACGUGUCAGGUUAAAGGCUUUCAGGACACUUUGGUCCCUGCACACGUGGCCAAAACGACGUCGUUUAAGACCUUUUCAAAACGACGUCGUUUUGAAUGGGACAGAUUAGUCCCCAACCUUUAUGAAAUGAACGAUUUAAAACAGCAGCGUUGUGAAUAGGGGAGAUGAACAUGAAAUUAGGUCUUCACUUUUUACCCCCUGUGCCUCCAACCCAUGUAUGUGAGAGAGAGUUUUUGGCUCUGAAGAAGAUGAUGGCUAGUGGAGGCAGCACGUCAGUUGCAAGUCGGAGAUGCGGUCGGAGAACUAUGGAUGAUGUCUUCAGUGUUGACAGCAGUUCGACUAGCGUCCGCAGGGGGCGACUUAGAAGAGGAGAACAUCCUAAGUGCAAGUGCAGGAUAUAUGCCGUAAUAUCCAGGUCUCGCACAACAGAAGUCCGAAUAAGCUGUUCUUUGGCUGUCCUCACUUCAAGGAAAAGCAAGAAUAUUGUGAUUUUUUUUGUAUGGUUUGAUGAGAUUUUUGGGUAUUUAGUGGAUGAUGUAGUUGAGAGCCGUAGAUUGGCCUCUGUGGAGACAUGCGUGGGUGAAGAAUUUGGUGCAAGUUUGGAUUAUUGCUUGGAAGAGAGAGUGAAACAAUUGGAGGAGAUGUUAAUAAAGAAGAAUGAAGAUAAUUCGAAACUCAAGAAGGACAGUGUUCUAAGGUUGUUUAGUAGUGUAAUAAUAGGUGCACUUAUAGUUGUGAUUCUGUUUUGUAUCUAUGUGGUGAUUAUUUAAGCAAUUGGCAUUGUAUCUUUGUUAGAAAAAUAUUGUAUUUGAAUGGAUCAUUUUAGUUAAAUGAAUAUUAGAAGUUGAUAAUAUUGC